Myodes glareolus (Bank vole) is the source of this 7217-nucleotide messenger RNA. It is a transcript of the gene Nwd2, whose product is annotated as NACHT and WD repeat domain containing 2. Lineage: Eukaryota; Metazoa; Chordata; Mammalia; Rodentia; Cricetidae. The record is from RefSeq and is a predicted model, not a curated record. Gene Ontology annotation, molecular function: protein binding.
CCGAAGCUCUGAUGCUCCAGACCUUCAUGGGGUGUCGAGGCGCGCUGAACUUUGGGGACUUGGCAAAGGCGUGCAGACGCCCGCGCGACUGGAUUCCCACAAACGCUCAGGGCUGGUUUGACCUUUAGGAGAGUUGGAGGGGGGGAUAGCAGGAAUCUCGGGCAGAUCGAUCUCCUGUCUUUCACUGAGCGAGCAGCCAGGAGUUCUGGAGCGUGUCCUCGGAGGAAGCCCGGAGAUCCCCGAGCUGUCCCCCAGCCGGCUCAUCGACACCGCCCAGCGAGCCGCAUUAAUUCUGCGCUGCGAGAGAGGCGAGUUCAGACAUACUCCUGCCGCCUUCUCCUAAACUUUGACCUGCUCAGGUCGCCCUCAGGGUCCCCGCGGAGGGCACAGGCGGGGACAUGGCUACGAGCUCCAAGAGCCGAAUGGGCUCUUCCCUUCGCAACCCGGCGCCGCCCGCGUAGCAUCCUCUACGCUGACCUCCCGCGCUGCGGCGCCGAACCCUGGGCCAGAGCCAAGGCAGUUCUCAGAGGUGCGGAAAGCGACGGCAACCCCGGAACCCAAGGGUCCGUAUGGCCACCGCCCGCGGGCAACUGCUGAGCGCCACGGAGCUUGCGGGCUGUGCCCGGGGCUCCGAGCGGCUCUGAACUGCGGUGCCGGCCGACGUCGCCCUCGCGGGGCCGCGGAGGGUCAGGGACCCGAAGAACAGAGGUGGUGGUGGCAGCUAAUCCUCCCCCAGGGCGAUGUGGCCAGCCGGCGCCGGCACCAAGCUGCCCUGUCCCCGGGACUCCGCGCUCCGGCGGGCGGCGUUCUCCGGGAACCUUACCGCCCUGCCUUCUCACCUCGUACCCGCCGGCCGCAGCGUCAGAGUCUUCAUCAGCGCCAACCCUGAAGACACAGGAGCAGAACGGCAGGCACUAAGAGAAACUGUGUAUCCCAAACUGCGAGAAUUUUGCAGAGAAAAUUAUGGAUUGGAAUUCCAGGUCAUAGAUCUGUACUGGGGAGUUGAUGAAGAUGAAUGGGACAGCCCUGAGCUGCAGAAGAUGCGCAUGAAGCUGCUGGAGGAAUGCUUGAAGACUUCUGCAGGUCCAUGCUUUGUUGGACUUUUGGGUGAAAAAUACGGGAACAUUCGAAUCCCGGGGGAAGUUGAAGCUUCAGAGUUCGAAAUGAUUUUGGAUGCUGCCGUUGAGGCCAAACUAGAGACAAAGUUACUGGAGGAUUGGUACUGUCGGGAUGAGAACUGUGUGCCCGCAGCCUAUUACCUCAGACCCAGGCUAGAGGUGACGAGAAGCAACAAGAACUCAACGCAGUCUUCCGCCGGUCCUGAAAACGAGAGGCCAUGGCAAGAGAUAUCAGACGAAAUCAAAACAAUCUUUAAAGCUGCCGUGAAGCUGCUGCAUGAGCAGGGUAAAAUGAAGCACAGCCAGGCUAAGAGGUACCUGUUCUCAGCUAUCGAGGAUGAGUUUGACUUUGCCCUGGGCAAGCAAACUCCAGCGUUCCUGAAGAAGUGUGUGUGCUACAUCAGGAAGAUCGCAAACAUCGAGCGCUUUGUGAAAAUCCCAGAGAUGGGGAAAUACAUGGACAUAACUGGAACGGAGCCCAGAAUCAUUCGUGACCCGGAAGCUCAGGAGAAGCUGAUAAAACUCCGGGAUGAAUUUAUUCCUACCAUCGUUGCGUCCUCCAACCUGAGAGUAUACACAUCUGUCACUCACUGUGACAUGAAACUGGGCUAUUCCCAGGAGAUAGAGAAUCAUUACAUAGAAGGGCUUGGUAAGCAAUUUUAUGAGGACAUGAUUGACAUAAUUCAGGCCACAGUGCAGCAGAAUUUCGACACAGAGACUGAUACGCUGUAUGAUGAAAUUCUUCAGCACUCUUCACUAUGUAAAACAUACGCCUCCUUCUAUGAAUACAAAUGUGAAUCGCUAAACAUCUUGCAUAAAUACGUCCUGCCGAGCAAGACCGGGCCCAUCAACCCCCUGGUUGUGUAUGGUGGACCAUGCACGGGGAAGACUCUCCUGCUAGCUGAAGUAGCAAAAAAGGCUUAUGGCUGGCUACAUGAAGACACAGGGCCAGACGCUGACCCGGUUGUCAUCGUGAGAUUUCUCGGGACAACAGACAUGAGUAUUGAUCUGAGGACACUCCUUCUAAGUGUUUGUGAACAGCUGGCAGUCAACUACAGGUGUCUGGUUCAAAACUAUCCUAAGAAGAUCCAUGACCUCCGUGACUUAUUUAUCAACCUGUUGAAUGAGUCCUCACUGCAGAGACCUCUGGUGAUAAUAUUUGAUGCCCUAGAGCAGCUCUCAGAGAGCGACGACGCGAGGAAGCUCUGGUGGCUACCUGCUCACCUUCCCCGGUUCGUGCGGAUCGUCCUCUCCACCCUGCCCAAUAAACAUGGAAUCCUGCAGAAACUAAGGUGCCUUAUCCAUGAAGAAGACAACUACAUUGAGCUGGUUCCCCGGGACAGAAAGAUGUGCAGCCAGGUCCUCAAACACCAGCUGUUGAGGGUCAAAAGGAAGGUCACCUCAGGCCAGCAGAUUUAUGUCAACAACGCAUUCUCCAAGUGCACUCUGCCUAUGUUCGUGAACCUGACUUUCAGGGAGGUGAGACAUUGGCGAUCUCACAAGGAUGUAGAUGAAUCCUCCCUCUGUGUGACUGUCCAUGAAAGUAUAGAGCAGUUAUUCUGGUCCUUGGAGAAGAAGUGUGGUCAAAAGCUGGUCUCCAGAGCUCUGGGUUACAUCACCAUGGCCAAAAUGGGUUUGAGCGAAAUGGAGCUGGAGGAUGUGUUAGCUCUAGACAACAGCGUUAUGAAUGAACUCAAUGAGAACUCCAGACCCAGCAAUCCCCUGAGAGUACCUUACCUGUACAUCGCAAGGCUCAAGGGGGGUCUCAAUGGAUACUUGAUAGAGAGGCACGUGAAGAAUGUCACACUCUUAGUCUGGGCCAACAGACACCUGCAGCUCAUAGCUCAGAAGCUGUAUCUGCAGGAGGACAGAAACCUUCGUGAGAUGCACACGAUCCUGGCUGAUUACUUCCUAGGCGUGUGGUCGGGAGGCAGGAGGAAAGCGUUCUGCCUGGAAGACCCCUAUGUGAACGGCUGCCUCGACUUAGAGAACAGAAGCCUGCUGGAGGAAGAAAAACACUUCAUGGAGCAAGCAUCCUUUGACAGGCAGGCCCCGGAGCAGCCCUGGGUUUUCCAGUGUAACCCGCUAGAGCCUGACAUCUUUUUCGUCAAUCACCGGAAAAUGUCUGAGCUCCUGUAUCAUCUGACAAGGUGUGGGAAAACCGAUGACCUGCUUUAUGGAAUCAUUAUGAACUUCAGUUGGCUUUACACCAUGAUCAAGAUUGGCCAGUUUGACAAAGUGCUUGCGGACAUAGAGCUGGCCUACAACUACUCGCAAGAGAAAGAGCUGAAGUUCCUCGCCAGCACGCUCCGUGGCAUCAGAAAUAAGGUCAUCACCUUCCCAGGCUCCCUUUCGGCGGAGCUUCAGCAAAGGCUGCUGCCUGUGGUGAGUUCCCUACCCAAGCUUAGACAUCUUCUUUUAGAAUGUGACAAAGAUGGACCCAAAUACUGCUCCAUUGUUCCUCUUCAUUCCUCCAUGGACGUGACAUACAGCCCCGAGCGUCUCCCCUUAGCAGCCAGUCACCUACACGUCACAGAGAUUCUGCCCACCUGUAACCCCAGCACGGUUCUCACAGCGUUAGAAAAUGGAUCCAUCAGCACAUGGGAUGUAGAAACUCGCCAGCUACUCAGGCAAAUCACCACAGCCCAGUCUGUCAUCUUGGGCAUGAAGCUCACCGGUGACGAGAAGUACCUCGUGGUUGCUACGACAAAUAACACCUUGCUGAUUUAUGACAACGUCAAUUCCUGUCUUCUGUCUGAGGUGGAAAUCAAAGGGACCAAGCACGGGAGUGGCUCCACCUACAUCAACGGAUUCACACUCUCUGUCAAGCAUGCCCUCGCGUGGCUGGAGGCCAGCAAAGAUGUCACCGUCAUCGAUCUGCUCUACGGAUGGCCCCUUUACCAGUUCCACUGCUGGUAUGAAGUGACCUGUGUCCAGUGCUCUCUGGAUGGGGUGUACGCUUUCUGUGGCCAGUACCUCAACAAUACCACCAUUUUCCACUUAGGGAGUGGAGAAAAGUUAUGCACCGUGACGUCAGAAUUUUCAGGUGGCUUUGUAAAGUUUCUCCUCAUCUUGGACACAGCUCAAGAGAUGGUCAUGGUGGACAGUGAGGGAAGCCUCUCUGUCUGGAAUACAGAGGACAUAUCCAACCCCCAGCUGACGGAAGACUUUGACUGCCGAAAAGAAGACAGCGAGGUGGUGAGCAUCGAACUUUCGGAAGACCAGAGUGCAAUUCUCAUCUGCAAAGCUCUGAGCAUUGAACUCUUGGACACUGGCAUGUGGAAGGUAGCUGAGAAGUUCAGGGCCAGACACAACGAGCGAUUUAUAUCCGCCGUGCUCUCCAAAAAUGGAGACUGCAUCAUUGCCACCAUGGAGAGUACGCCAGCAGUGUUCUUCUGGAGGCGGGACACAGGCCAGUGCAUGGCAAGCCUGCAGGAAAUCUCAGGUACCAUAGUUAAGUUGGUAAAAUCUAGUCACCACAAUAUGCUGCUGUCCUUGUCAACCAAUGGUGUUCUUUCCAUUUGGGAUAUAGACAUAAUCACAGCUAUGUCCAACAUAGAUAAAACUGGAAAGCCCAUCCAGAGUCUGGUGUUGCCAACCAGAGGGGAAAUCAUCUACUCUCUCGAUGGCUCGGACUGCGUCCAUAAGUGGAACUUCAGCAGUGGGUUCAUUGAAGCAGUAUUUAAGCAUGAAGGGAUAGUUGAACACUGUGUAUUAACAUCCACUGGAGACAUAAUGGUGACAUCGGACGACAAAAGCAGCCAAUACGUCUGGCAUACCAGCAGCGGGGAAAACCUCUUCCGAAUCAACGGGCAGAGGAUAUCUCAGCUUCUGAUCACGCAUAAUGACCAGUUUGUGGUCUCUCUGUGUGAGGAAAAUGCCUCCAGGGUUUGGAGACUGGCCACGGGCCACAGGGUCUGCAACAUCUUGACCACGUUGCAAAACGCCUUUAUCACCUCUGCAAACACCUUCGUGGUAGGAAUGACGAAAAGCAAAGUGCUGGCAGUCAGUCUUUGGACAGGGAGCAUCACCAAGAAAUUUUGCUGCGAGGAUGGGAUCACCAUCGUGAAUUUUAAGUUGAUCCCCGACUGCCCUGACAUUGUCGUGUUUAUCACAUCCGCUGAGACGGUAAACAUCUGGAGUCUGACCGAGGAAGUGAUCUGCCGGCGUGUGCAGCUUCCAAGCAACUUCUUGAAAAACCUGGAGGAUUUUGAAAUUUCUCCCAAUGGGAAGCUAGGCAUCAUAUCCCGGGGAGAUGAGAAUAUCAAUGUGCUAGAUUUACACAGUGGAAAAUUGAGGGUGGUUCACGCCUCUGGGGUCAUCUGGAGGCAGAAACUCUCUCGAGAUGGUCGCUACCUGGUAUAUAUUUGUUUCCGGAACGGGGAAGAGGAGGAGGAGGAAAAUGAUGCAGUAUCUAGCUUAAUCGUAAUGAGACUGGCUGAUGGCAAAAACAUCGGUGCUUGCUCCCUUUACAAAACGCCAACUUUCCUGGCACUCUCCCAGAGACACCUGAACAUCAUUGUCGGCUUUGACGACGGGAGUAUAGGAAUAUACACAGUUGUGGACCGCGUAGAUGCUGCGCUGAAAAUCAAAAUUGCCACCUCCAACAGCAGGCAGAUUUUCAACAAUGCAACACAGACAUCCAGGCCAAAGUCGAGCAGCUACUCCUUCAAACUGUCUGUGGACUGCCUCUGGAGAGAGUCCACUGAGGUCUUUGCAAGAGACAGCCCUAUCACGGUGAGUGACUCCUCAGAGUCCAACGAGGCAACACCCUCCAAGAAACACAACUCGUGUUAUGACCGGGUGUGUGCUGCCCUAGAAUCCCGAGGCCACAGUUAUACGCCAGAUAACUGAUGUGAUGCGUAUCCUGUUCAAGUGAAAUACAUAAUCCACAUACAAUAGAAAAAAAAAAGCAAAGUGCGUCUUCUGCAUCAUAAAUGAUAAGCUGCUUAUUUCUUAAAAGCAGGGAAGAUCUGAAACUCUCAAUUACCAAUACCCUCAUGAGAAGAACAGAACAAUGAGACUCAACUCGGGUGCCAUCUUUCAGUCCAGAUGUAUUAGGCAAAUAGAGAACUUCUCUAUGUGAUAGUAAAUGGCCAUUUCGCCUAGAAGAGAGAGAAUCAAGUCUUUUAAAUUUGCUGUGUAACAAGAAUUAGCACAAUUCACUACACUGAUGCAGAGGAGAGAAACUAGAUCUGUAGGUAGAGCUGUUGGACUGGAAUCAGUUCCACCGAAGCCAGUUGGAGUCAUGAGAGCAGGGAGCUCUCUGGCCCUGCAUGGUGGUGUCAUAGCAAACUGCGGCCUUAAUCUCUCUUUACGUGUCUCACUCCUGACAACUGUGUAACCCUAGUCUGCACACAAGAGGUCUAACGGUGCAAACAUGUGUAAGAAAGACGUCCAGAUGUGUUCCAGUUUCCCAAGACGCCACAUAAAAAUGUGAGAUGGCAAACAGACUGGGACAAUAUCUAACUACCACUAUUAUAGGGCUAUUGAACAUGGGGAGUCAGUCUUUACUAAAACACACUCACAACGACUGCAUGCCCAGGUUUCUGUGUAAUGGAAUAUAUCAUUUUUAAACUGUUUCUGUCUUGGAUUGCAAGAGAACUCACUUGAUAAGAAACUGCAAUCUUUUCACACCUUUUCUUGAGAUGCGUCUUUGUGCUGAGCGUAAAGAAUUACAGAAAGGGCAUCACAAACUUGGCUGAAACACUGCUCCUUCCUUUCAUUGUACUGGCAAGAGUCUGUGCUCUUCAGUCGGCUGUUGGGAAACCCAAGUUACUUCCCAGACCCCUGCAGUAUCUCUUCAUAGAAAGCGAGCUUUUGAAACACGCCAUUUCUGAACCACUGAUGACAUUGCCUUACUCUCAUUCAUCCUCUCCUGUGUGACGUGACCAAGUACUCUGCGAUACACUGAAUAUGCCUGUCUCUGUGCUAAAACAGUCUGUACAUCGUAAGGGUGUCCAAAGGUUCUUAUCAGCGCUGUUUGUAAUCACUUUCUUACUUCUACACACUGUAUGUAUGCUUCUUUAUCCGCUCCACUUCCAGACCUGAGGACUUUUCUAGUCUUGCCAUUUCAAAGCAGAAACUCUGAAAUGGUAU